Molecule: messenger RNA, 2223 nt
Organism: Candidozyma duobushaemuli
Lineage: Eukaryota; Fungi; Ascomycota; Pichiomycetes; Serinales; Metschnikowiaceae
Gene: CDC53
Product: cullin
Exons: 1
Coding region: 1-2223 (740 amino acids)
Biological process (GO): protein ubiquitination; SCF-dependent proteasomal ubiquitin-dependent protein catabolic process
Cellular component (GO): SCF ubiquitin ligase complex
Molecular function (GO): ubiquitin protein ligase binding
Source: RefSeq, a predicted model, not a curated record
AUGUAUAUGAACUGCUACACAGCAGUGUACAACUACUGUGCCAACAAGUCUCGAAACCUGAAUGUGUCUGUUUUCAGUAAAUCUGGUAAAGACAAGACCACUUAUUCUUUGACAGGCGCAGAGAUUUACAACAAGCUACAAGACUACCUAAUCAACUUCAUCAUCACUUUACAGAAGGAGCCACACGAGCUGUUUUUGGAGUUUUACGUGAGGAAAUGGAAGCGUUUUACGAUCGGAGCUGGCUACAUGAAUAAUGUGUUUGAUUACAUGAACAGAUAUUGGGUCCAGAAGGAGCGCUCCGAUGGCAGGAGAGAUAUCUUCGAUGUCAAUACGUUGGCAUUGCUCCAAUGGAAGUACCACAUGUUCAACAACAACGCCGACAAGAUAAUGCACGAAGUACUUGACUUGAUAGAGAGGCAGAGGAAUAAUGAGAUCGUUGAUACAAAUGUUAUAUCUGUGGCUGUCAGAUCGAUGGUUGAUUUGGGCAUCGACACCAAUGAUUUGAAGAAGACAAACAUGUUGGUGUACACAAAGCACUUCGAGAUGGAUUUCAUGUCCAGAACGGCGGACUAUUAUCGUAAGGAAAGCGAGAACUUCCUUUCACUGCAUAACGUCGUCGACUAUAUGAUGAAGUGCGAGAGCAGGUUGUCCGAAGAAAUCUCCAGAUCAAACAACUACUUAGAAGAGCGCAGUAAAAGGCAAUUGCUUGAGGUGUUACACGUGGUGUUGAUCAGGGAUCACGCCAACGAGAUGUACGACCAGUUUUUGAAAUUGCUUGAACAAAACGAGAUCGACCAUAUACUGCGGAUGUACAAGUUGUUAUCCAAGGUGCCCAGUACUUUGCAGCCUUUGGCAGACAGCUUGGAGAGUCAUAUCAAGGUCGAAGCUGCAAAAGCAAUCGAAGAGCUCAAGUCUUCGGCUGAGCCCACAGGCGCUCCACAACCAGAGGAGAGAACAAAGAGAUCUUCACAAGGUCUUAUUUCUCCAAAGGUUUACAUCCACACGUUGAUUCUGGUCUACAUGAAAUUCAACGAUGUGGUUUUUAAUGCAUUUAAGAAGGAUCCGCUUUUCAUUAAAGCUCUUGACUCGGCAUGUCGUCACUUCGUUAAUAUCAAUGUCAUCGCCACACCCAACCCAAAGAGUGCAAGCAAGACGCCCGAGUUGUUGGCCAAGUAUGCAGACAGCUUUUUGAAGGCAACCUCUAAGGAGGCAGAUGUCGCCAACAUGACCGCGGACAACUUGGCUCUCAUGUUGAGGUACAUUGAUAACAAGGAUGUCUUCGAAAAUAACUACCGCCGUUUACUUGCAAAGAGAUUGAUCAACGGUAACACCAAAUCAGAUGAACUAGAAGAGGGCAUGUUGCAAAGAUUACAAGAGGGCAACUCGAUGGAAUUCACCUCCAAGAUUAGCAAGAUGUUCCAAGACAUGAAGUCGCUGGAGGACUUGAAGAUGAAGAUAAGAGAUAUCCUUGGAGAUCGUGCCGUGGUGAAUGACUUUACGCCAUUGAUUUUAGCCCAAAGCAUGUGGCCCUUCCAUCAUAUUGAGGACUACAAGCUUAAGGUCGCACCCGAAUUAGAGGACACGAUCAAAUCUGUUGAAGAGGAGUACACAAGCAAGCAUAACGGUAGAGAAUUGCAGUGGCUUUGGAAUCACGGCAAGAGUGAGAUUAAAGCGAACUUGUCAAGAAAGGGCAAGCCACCCUUCAUUUUCACUGUCACGAAUGUGCAAUUAAUGAUCAUCCUAGCUUUCAACAAGAACACCACAUACUCCUACGCCGAGCUUCAUGAGAUUGUGGGAGUGGCAAAGCAUGUCUUCGAGGCACACUUGACACCACUCGUCAAGUUCAAGUUGCUUGAGCAGCUGCCCAAUACACCACUGGAGUUCAGCUCGCCUACUACAACAUUCACCAUUGUCAACGAAUACAAAUCUAAGAAGUUGAAAGUCAACUUUGUUAGCACGAUCAAGAGCGAGCAGAAGCAGGAAGAUGACGACACUAACAAGGAGAUUGACGAGUCGAGAAAGAACUACCUUACCGCUAGCAUUGUGAGAAUCAUGAAGGCAAGGAAGACCAUGAAGCACAACGAGUUGGUGAACGAGGUGUUGCUUCAAGCACAGUCUCGAUUCAAAGCAAAGCUCAUUGAUCUCAAGAGAGCCAUUGAAUACUUGUUGGAGAAGGAAUACAUAGCACGGUGCGACGGUGACUCUUAUGAGUACCUCGCCUAG